Molecule: messenger RNA, 534 nt
Organism: Caenorhabditis bovis
Lineage: Eukaryota; Metazoa; Nematoda; Chromadorea; Rhabditida; Rhabditidae
Source: the annotation of a GenBank genome assembly
AUGCUCUCCUUAUAUAGUCGAAGGGCAUUGCAAGCAGUGGGUAAAAUCCAAUCAUCAGUUCGCCUGAAUUCGACAAAUAAACCAACAAAAUGGAAGAUCGAAGAGAAAACUGAAAAUGAUACAACAACGGUGAGCAUGCAGCCAGUUCAAGACUCAUCACAAUUUCGAUCGGAAUCAGACGUUUGCUCUCUUUGUACUUGCAAUGUUCCGGUCAAAGUGUCAUACAAGGAUGUUCUUAUAUUAGAGCAGUUCAUGCGAGAUGAUGGCACAGUUUUGCCAAAGGAACUCACUGGGUUGUGCAAAAACCAACAAUUAAGAGUAGAGCGAUGUGUUAUGCAAGCCCACUGGUCAGGUUUAUUCGGCUCAAAAUAUGGAGAUGUAGUCGAAAGAAAAGGUUAUUAUCGUUUCAAUCGAUACUGGAAUGAUGAUAUGGCAAUGUAUCGUUUGGAAACGAAAAAGGUUCACGGCACAUGGUACUAUAUCAAGCGCUAUCCGACAAAGAACAACGCAAUCUUCAAAAAUCCAAUUAAUUAA